AAAAAAAUAUUUUUCGAUAAAAGUUGCUUUGUUAUUUGCAAAUCUCAUUUCAUUACUAAUUGAUUAUUUACCGUAUAUUUGCAUUUCAUCAUGCCAUCUCAUCCGUCAUGAAUGGGAUUAUGAUGAUCACGAUUCGUAAAUACGUGGAUCAGAUUCGUUGAUUCGUGGAUUGGAUUAAAAUAGAUCCGUGGAUUGGAUUCGUGAAAUUUUGUCUACUUUUUGUAAUGGUACGAUUUGGAUGGCCUGAAGAAUUAUAGGCGUGUAGCAGGAGAAAUAAUAAAGUCCGGAAGGCGGCAUCAGAUCCUCUCCUUUCGCCCUGACUCUGUAAUUUUCUUCGCCUCUAACCAGCAGAGCAGAUAAAAGCGGCACCAGAUUCAGUUUUUCCUCUCUCCACCUUUUCCCGUCUAGCUUUGCCAGUCACUCCAUUCACCCAACCCUCGGAGAAACGUUUGAUCUAUUUGACGAUAAUUGUAGAAUCAUUAUCGCCUCCAAGGGUUUUGAUGAUAUCUAUCUCUUUUUAUUUCUUCAUUUACUCAAUACCCAAUUUCAGACUCUAGUACUAGGACUCGCCAUGCCGGUUUCACUUCUUGUAGAGUAGCUCUUCAUGGGUUUUCCUGUUUUUUUUUGGGUUAUUACGGCUUUCUUGGGAUCUUUAAAGAAAUACCCAUUUCACUUCUAGACUCGCCAUGGUAGUGAUGAGUUUUUUUUUUUUCUCUAAUGGUGGUUAGUUAUGUCGUUGUUCAGGUCUCCUGGAUAUGGGACUUCAGAGAAACCCAGCAAAGGUAAACUAAUGGCGCCUACUCCUAUGCUUGCUUUCUUUAUGGAAAUCACAGAGUAGAUGGACGAGAGGUUGAAUGCCUGAGUGUCAGUUCCCCCCUUCGAUUGGCUUGAUUGGUCGGGUUUUUCCUUGAUUUGGUGAAGUGGGUUUCUCUUUUUUUUAGUUGAUUAAAGAGCAUCUAUGUGCUCUGCUUGUUGAAUUUAGUAGGUAUUACUGCUGGGUUUCUUGUUUCUGGUGAAGUGGGUUGAUCUUGUGUGAGUACUUGUGAAUGUGAUAAUUGUAGAUAGAUGGGUAAAGAAUGUUGACUACUACAAGUUCGUUAAGCAAACCAGGACUUGCAACUUUGACUUGUAGUCAACUUUCCCCAAUGUUGGAGAAACCAACAACUUUUCUUGUGUUUAAUGUAAUGGUUGUCCAAGUGGUAACUAAUUCUGCUUUGUGUUUUUUUCUGCCAACAGUUAGCUGAUUCAAACGGUAACUAAUGGCUACUUUGAUGUCAAGUCAACAAAGAAAUGUGAGGAGCAACGAUGAUGGUGGUAGUUCUGCAGAUGAGGAUGAUUUAGCAACGGUAUCGACGUAAGCGGCAAAGAACUUCUAAGGCAUGGGAGCCAUUUAAUUAUAUCCAUGGGAACCAAUUUCCAGACAACAUACCAAGAGCACAAUGCAAAAACUGUCUCAUGCUUUAUGUGGCAAAUAAAGAUAUUUCUAAUCUCACUCGUCAUAACCAUAAUUGUGUUGGACGUGCAACUGAAGUGCGGUGUUGGCUAUUGAAAACUCAAAAGCAAUAGAUCAAAAUAAAGUUAAGGAACUAAUGGCUAUGGCUAUCAUAAAGCAUGGAUAUGAAUUUGCAGUUGUUGAGCAUGGUGGACUUCAGAAUGUGAUGGUCUACUUGAAUGAUGGUUUUAAGUCAUUUACUCAUAACACUGCUAAGUCUUAUUGUUUGAAGAUUUAUAAGAGGGAAAAGGAAAAGUUGAAAAAUAUAUUGAGCGAGGUUCCUGGUAGGCUUUGUUAGACUUGCAAUUUGUGGACUUCUUGUGCUACAAAAGGAUAUCUAUGUCUCAUGGUUCAUUAUGUGGAUUCUGAAUGGAGGUUAAAUACUAAGAUCUUGAACUUCUGUCACAUUGUCCCUCCACAUAGUGCAGUAGCUUCGUUUCAUGUUGUGUAUGAUCUGUUGAAGGAGUGGCAAAUUGAAAAGAAAAUUUUCUCAAUAACAUUGGAUAAUGCUAGAUGCAACAAUGUUAUGUAAAGUUUGUUGAUCGAUCAAUUGAAAGAAGAUGAUGGUUUGGUAUGUGAUGGGAAUUAUUUUCAUGUCCGUUGUGGUGCCCAUAUUCUAAAUUUGAUUGUGCAUGAAGGGUUAAAACAGAUUCGUGCUUCGAUAAAUGUAAUUUGGGAGGGAGUGAAAUAUGUCAAGGGAUAUGAAUCUCGAAUGAUUGUCUUUGAAGAUUGUGCCAAAAGAAGCAAUUGUUUAAGCUCGAAAGGAUUGUGGUUAGAUUGUCCGACUAGGUGGAAUUCGACACACAUGAUGCUUGAAAGGGAUGAUGUUACACCCCGAUCUUGCCAAAAGUCAAAAUGAUUAUAGCCUUGGGUAAAUUUGUCAAAUUCCAUCAUAAUAUCGAUGGGGACUAAAAAUGCGAACUCUCGAUUCAAACGGUGUCGAAUUUUGACAUAAAUCGAAUAAGUUAUGGACGUUAGUUGAGUUUCAGAUUAAACUCACCCGUAAUUUAUGAAAUGUCCAAAUACCCCUUGAACUAAUUAAAACUCAAGCUAACCCUAAAUCUCGUUCCUCACCCACGUAAAUCCUCCUCCCAUUAUUUAUUCCCCACGAAGAAUCCCCAACCCUAAGCUACCAGCUAUCCCUCUCGGCUUCUCUCCAGGCACAAGAAGAGCCACCACAAAAUUUUUAUUGCUCCUCCAACAAAGCCAGCAGCCUAGCGGCGAUGACCUGGGAGUAGUCAAUUUACCGCAGCUUCCUACGUCGUCUACUGUCAAACUACUCGUCCAAUCGAGAAGAUGCUUCUGGCGCUGUGGGCAUCUCCGCUGUUGAAAGACUUGGUAGCUUGGCGUUAACUUAAUUUAGGGCGUAAGACUGAAUUGACGAUGGAGGAAUUUACUUGGAACAUUUUGGAAGAAUUUGAGACGCUGGGAAUAAAUUGAGGGACCGGAAUUAUUGGUAAGGGGCAAGCCAGUAGCUCUAAUUGGUUUGCUUUUAAUGGGACGAGGCAGCUAACUCUUCUUGCCUUUCUUAGUUUGCUGAUGCAGCUGUGAAAAUUAUGCGUCCUAGCUAGAGGUGGUGAUUAAUCCCAUAGAUGUAUGAUAAAUGGGAUGGUAAUGUCAGGUAGAGAGUUUGGUAUGGGAUAUUGAUACAAGAGCUUGGGGUGAAUGGAAUUAAAUGGACCAAGUCCAUUGUCCUCUUUUGAUUGGGGUUAGCAGUGCACGCAUGGAAGCUUGCCAACAAGAAAAGGGCAAGAAAAUCCUUCUUAUUGAAGAUUGAGGUUCAUCGACUGAUUACUGAGGUGAGUGUAAAGGGGGUAAAUUCUACGCCUUACAAAUUCUCUUAAGUAUCUUAGCGAGGUGGUUACCGUUGCUUGAUUAUGUGUAUGGUUGAUUAUAUGUGCUUUGUUUGAGCUAUUAUUUGAAGUGAAUGUGUGUUAUUUACCUUAUGCUUUACUUUAAUUAUGAGUGAUUGGUAAAGUUAAGAAACAAGUCCUUUUUAAGAAGUACUUCACCUUCUAAGAAUGUGAAGUCGUUUUAAGUAUUUUUAGUCACUAGCGCCAGUCCGUUGCAAUUUGAGAUUUUCAGAUAGAGCAGCAGUUAUGCUCUUGAGAUAUUUAAGUUGAGCAGUAGUUAUGCUCUUGAGAUUUUUAAGAUGAGUAGCAGUUAUGCUCUUGAGAAUCGUGGAAGAAGAGCCUUCUACGAUAAGUUUAAGUUUAAAGAAAGCCUUGAUGGCUUCUCAUACGUAUGAGUUGGCAACCGGACUAGCUAGUGAGGGAUCCCCGUGUUGGUCAAAUAUUUAAGUCAAGACUUGAGCUUUAAGAGAGGAGAGUAACUUCAACUCCCUCAAAGUUUAAGAGUUAAGAUUUUAAGAUUGGAAGUAUAAACAACUUCCACCAGUUAAAGUUAAGUGUUUAAGCAAAGUACUCAAGUAUAAGAAACUUUAAGCGUAAGGGCAUAGACUGACCCCAUCUCACUCACCAGGCCUAAGUAAAUGAAUGACCGAGAACCAGAUCGAUAGCAGCUAGCUAGGGGAGCAGUGAGAGAGCAUCGAGAUCGAGAGAGCCGCUCGAGGCAAGCCAGCUAGAGGAGGAUAGUACAAGCGUCACUGAAGGUGCUAGAGAUCUAAUUUGAGAAAGCACCAAAGUAGGGUUUUAGUUAUUGCUUUACGAUAAUGAUUAGUUACUGGAGAUUCAUAUUCAGAUUUUAAAGUUUGAGUUUGCCCAAAUGUUAGGGCUUCGGGUUUAAGUAAUGAUAGUCAUUUUCAGUGGUUAGUAAAAUUAUUUAUGAUAAGUAUCUGCUAUUUUUCUAAGUAUUUUUAGUUCUGAUUUUAUUUCACGGUUUAUCAAGGGUAUUUUAGUAAAACUAGUACCCGGCCGGGUUAGGGUGUUUCAGAUGAGCUCUAUCGUAGGGUGUUUCAGAUGAGCUCUAUCGUCGUGCUUUUCAACAUUUGAAGUUGGUUGAUAGAAACUUUGAUCGAUUUUUGUCGGAUGUCGAAUGGGAAAAGAUCAAGAAACUUAAGAAUAUUUUGAAACCAUUUGAUGACAUCACAAACUUGUAUUUCUGCAAUGUAUGGAGGAUUCAAAUGCGGAUGAUGAGGCAUCUAGAAGUAUGGAUAGUGAUAUUUUCGAUAUGGCUUUAGCAAUGAAGGAAAAAUUUGAUAAGUAUUGGGACUCCUACAGUACUAUUCUCGCUAUAGCAGUGGUCUUUGAUCUACGAUACAAAUUGAAUUCUGUGAAGUUUUGUUAUGAGAAGUUGUAUGGGGAUAUAGAUGUUGCUAAAGCAAAGUGUUGCGAGCUCCGAGGAAAUAUAUGUGACCUACUCAAGGUUUAUGGUGAUCCCAGCGAUCAAUCUCCAUCACUUGCUGAGCAUAUUGCUAAAGAUGUGGACUAUGGAGAUGAUAUGGAUGUAAGUAAAUAUGCUACUUAAUUUUUCUCUCUUAAUUCCUUUUUAUUUACUAAUAUGAGCUAGUUGGUUUAUAGGGAUUCGAUUCAUUUGGGGGAAAUCAGUUGUUAGGCGAUAGAACACAAUUAGAUGAAUAUAUGGAUGAUAAGACACUCAAGCGCAAACAACCAUUGGUUGUUCUUCUUUGGUGGAAGAAUAAUGAAUCUCGAUAACCCUGAGCUUGCUCACUUAACAAAAGAUGUUUUGAGCA
Linum trigynum is the source of this 5144-nucleotide messenger RNA. Lineage: Eukaryota; Viridiplantae; Streptophyta; Magnoliopsida; Malpighiales; Linaceae. The record is from the annotation of a GenBank genome assembly.